Theileria orientalis strain Shintoku is the source of this 786-nucleotide messenger RNA. RefSeq lists its product as hypothetical. The record is from RefSeq and is a predicted model, not a curated record. NCBI's taxonomy places the organism in Eukaryota, Apicomplexa, Aconoidasida, Piroplasmida, Theileriidae. The transcript has a single exon. The coding region runs from base 1 to 786 and encodes 261 amino acids.
AUGAAUAAUACAAUACUUGUUUUGAUUAAAUGUAUAGUAUUACUAAAUUUUUGUUUAUGUGUAUUUCCACGUCACAAAACAGUUCUUAACAUAUCUGACGAAACUAAAGAUUUACUGUUACUUAGACUGAAGCAAGGUGAAGGACCGUUAAAGUAUAUUACGUAUGUCCCAAAUAUAACAAAAAGUGUUACAAAAGUAAUGGAUGGCGCUUCAAUUAUUUGGAAUACGGAUCACCCUGAAGAGUUGCUAUGUAUGCUAAAACUAACACAAUUGUACGGUAGAUCUAGAUUGUGUUAUGCAUACAUAUUAAGAUCAACUGGACCAAGAACAUUAUAUUUUAAAAGACAAGGAAAUGAUUGGGUUCAAGUAAGUGAAAUAACAUACGACAAGAAAAUGCAAGAAGUAAGAAAACAGAGAAUGUUUGAUCUAACUGGUGAUAUGAACGACGGAACAUACUUUAUUCAAACACACGAUUUGUACGGUCUGAUAUCAACUGUAUUCAUACCAUAUCAUAUGUAUGAUAUUAUAUCGGUUUGUGAUGAUUUUGAUGUAAUUUGGGAAAGAAAUAAUGAUUCGGAUAAAUGUACUUGUAUUAUUGUUCAUGGAGAUUUGCGAAAUUCUCAAUUGAUUCAUCUUCAUCUCAAAAUAAAUAAUACACAUAAACAAAUGUUUAUGAGAAAGUAUGAAGAUGAUUGGAAACAAACCGAUAAAGAACAAUUUUAUCAAUAUUUGAAUCAACUUGAUGAUCAAAUGAUUGUUAACCAAAUGUAUAAUAAUGAUCUAUAA